UAGUUUCUCGUUGGAUACCCCACCUGUUGACUGACGAGCAGAAAGCAGCCAGGGUUAAUUGGUGUCAAGAAACGCUUGACCGUUUCAAUUCCGGAAACUCAAAAAAUGUGUACAGCAUUGUUACAAAGAACUGUUACUGCGGAUUGGUAUACCACCAUUUGUUUGCCAAAAGUCAUCACCGAGCUUCAAAAAAUCAACCCCGAUAGAAGAAUCAUCCUCCACGCACACAGCCCAAAAAACGAGGCAGUAUUGAACGGAAGAAAACGUGGAAUUAUUGGACAAUCCUCCAUAUAGUCCCGAUCUAAGUCCUAACGAUUUCUUUACUUUCCCGAAAAUUAAAAACAGACUGCGUGGUCAAAGGUUCCAGUCACCAGAAGAAGCAGUUGACGCAU
Molecule: messenger RNA, 392 nt
Organism: Acanthoscelides obtectus
Lineage: Eukaryota; Metazoa; Arthropoda; Insecta; Coleoptera; Chrysomelidae
Source: the annotation of a GenBank genome assembly